Messenger RNA from Plodia interpunctella (Indianmeal moth), 2360 nucleotides. RefSeq lists its product as uncharacterized. The transcript is spliced from 5 exons. The record is from RefSeq and is a predicted model, not a curated record. Bases 930 to 1796 code for a protein of 288 amino acids. Lineage: Eukaryota; Metazoa; Arthropoda; Insecta; Lepidoptera; Pyralidae.
GUGGACGAUGUAAACUGCUAUAUACUAGUAUGAGUUACAUUGGUAUACAAACUUAUGUGGCACAAGUAGGAAUCGAACCUGCGACCUUUCGGUUCACAGGCGUCUUAACUUGACACCACCACUGCUUCGUAAGUAGCUCGUAUUUAGUAUCUAAUUUAACCAUUUUCAAAAUACAUGUUUAAGUUUUAGUGUUGUGAAAAUAUUAUCAUUUAUCAUUUAAAUUGGUAUGGAUAUUGUGACUAUUAUAUAAAAGCUAAAAUAAAAAACAAUAGUACCUAACAUUGAUAUAAUUAUCUCACAGAAGUGUCAGGAAUGUGGGACAAGAACAUGAUAGAAUAAAGUGUCACUUUCCAUAAUCAGCCUUAAUACGCAGGUAGUACCUAUGUGACUGGUAACACAAACACAGUUAAGAUUGUAUGGUAAUGAAAUCAGUAUUUAUAUAGUUUAUACAGUUAUUCCUUGCUUGGUUCUUUCAACGUUCAAUACCCACUGUAGAGAGAGAUAGCGACAAUGCAAAGAUCCUGAUCCUGACCUGACCUGGCCAGAUAAUAUAUUUUUAUUAAUAAGUGUUAAAGUUUGUUAUGUAUAAGUAUUUUUUAUUACGAGUACCUAACUACUUAGUAAUUUUUCUUUUGUCUUUUUGACGUCGGGCCAAUCUCUACAUCUACAGCAAAUACGAUCUUGACUUAGAAACUCAGUGACAUAUUGUUAAGAUAAAUUAAAUAUUUUAUAAAUAAAAACAAAAUAUGCAAUGACAUUACACAAUAUGCACACCAUUAUCGCACCUUGCGCAGGCGCCGUCCAUACAGAUUGCAGUCAUUUUCUCUCGCACAACAGACCGACAGACACGUCAAAUUUGUGCAAAAUUGUGGUCUUAGUAAAAAAAGACGCGAUUCAGUUUGUUUAUGUAGGAAGUGAACUAUUUGAGCAUGAAGGUUGUGGUUUAUCUUUUGAUGUUGGGUUUCAGCGGUGUGACGCCAGAUUGGAUAGGGGAAUGUGACAUGGCUCCCUUCUACGAGGAGCUGGGUUGUAGUCCCAUGCAUCCUUUUUACAAAACCUCGGUCUGCCCUCUCGCCUACAAGUGUCCUGACCUGCAUCCAGAUCCUAACAUGUGCUACUACAAAGGGGUGCCAUACAAGGACGGGUCGAGCAUCCCCGACGCGGAGAUCCUCAACCCCUGCACCAAGGCAUGUAGCUGUCAGGUCAAGGAGGGGGUCCGGUUCAAUUGUGCGAUGGUCGACUGCGUGCAGAGCUUCGAUAUAGACCUUCAAACACCGUGCGUCAGAACUUAUGAAUUAUGGUCGUGUUGCACAACUGGCACUGUUUGCGGUGAAGACGCCGUCGCCAACUUGAAAACCUGCAAAGUUGAUGGCAAAACUUACAGAGAGGGUGAAACUUUCGAGCCAAUAAACACGAGGAAGACCUGUGUCUGUACGGGUGAUUGGAACGGCACCAUUGUAGACACAUACUGCAGGGACAUCAACUGCGGCCUGGAGAUCCAUGACCAGGACAAAUUGGCGAAGAAGUGUGCGCCGGUGUUCGUGCGGAAUACGAGGGGUUGUCCCUUCGGAUUCGAGUGCCAAUCUCCCACAUCGAAGGUGGUUCCCGGGCUGAACAGCCUAGGGGUCAACGUGGAGUGUGCCUUCGGAAAUAUGACUCUGCGUGUCGGAGACGAGGUCACGGUGGACGAUGCCUGCAUGAAGUGCACCUGCACGAUGCCACCUUUUGUCUCCUGCAUUAUAGAUUUGUUCUGUGAUAAUGAUGAAAAAGAGAAAACAGACAAUGUAUAUUACUAGAUAUGGGGUUCCACUCCCGCAAAAAAAUUACAAACCCUAUGUGCAAUUCCAGUUUAUAUUAUACCUGUCUACUAAGUUUCAUCUAAAUCUGUCUAGUAUGUUUUGCGUUAUUGAGUCAUAUCUACAUAAAUACUUGUAUUUAUAGAUCAUAUUCGCAUUUAUAAAUAUUAGUAGGACAUGCAGAUAUAUAGGUUUUAUUAUCCGAUGUAAGUAGUUGUGGUGCCAAACGAUAUAGGUACUUAAAAUUGCAAUUCUUAAACACGGAUCCCUAAAAACAGUGGAAGGUAAAAGAAUUUCGGGUGAACAUUUUUUUUUUAUUGAAAUACAAUUGUUAAAAUGUAGGUAUAUGGGGCAAUGAGGUCAGACAUUACCACUCAAACGUAAUUAAUGAGUAUGUGUGUGUAAUGAAUCCGAAUUUAAAUUAGCUCAUAAAUAAAAGCUGAGAAACUGAAAAAAAGUAGGCUAACCAAGAUGUUUUAAAAACAGAUUAAAAAUAUAAGACAAAAACUGUUGCAGGAAGAAAAGUGUGUAUUCUAGAUUUACUUCAUCUCAAAAUUAAUUUAU